CGCUAACUGGCACUGGCGCCGUCCCCCCUCUUUGUCCCCUUAGGUCAUCUGCCCGUUGCUUAGCAACCCGGCCAACGAGGACGGUUGGCCUCCGGGGGCGGCCGAGGAGACGCUCAACUUGAUGGAGAGACUCAAGAACCAAGCUCUCGCCAUGAAGGCUCGCAAGGAAGGCUGGACUUUUCUGCCACUUCCCAAACGUCUCCAUGACAACGAGGACAGGUCAGGACGCAAUGGCGAGUCCGAGGGCGGCCACUUGUCACGUUGCCGCUGAUGGCGCAGGUCACACGCUCUCUUCUCGAGACAGGGAGACGUGCGACGUGAAGCUGCUGCACGCCUGCGAGUUGGUCAUCAUCGAGUGGGCUGGACUGGUGUCGGAGUUAUUGCAACGGAACCCAGCCCAGGCGCUCCUGGAUGGACUCAAACCUCCACCAUCGGAGGAGUUCAACUUCUGGAGCAACAGACUCCGGAACCUGGAGCUCAUCCUGCAGCAGAUGUCGAGUGACAGCGCCCAGCAGGUGGCGUCCUUACUUCAGUCUGCCCAGGGGGCCUACAGCGCCACCCUGAAAGAGAUUCAUGCCGACGUCCAAAAAGGUAAAAAGGAGCCGCCGACCCGGAACCGGGCCGGACUUGAGCUAACCUGUCAGCCCUCAGGACUGGCCGAGGCCCAGGACGCCAACGACAACCUUGCGCCUCUGCAGCAUCAGGUGGAGGAGCUGGAGCAGCUGGAUUAUCCGCAGCUGAAGGACAACAUGGCCGUCGUGAUGGAGAAGGUCCAUCAGGUGUGGAUCAGGUCGCGCUUUCACUGCAAGCCCUGCUGGAUCGUCGUCCUCCUGGAGGAGAUUUGCAACUUCUUCAUCGAGAAAAGCAGAGACUUCCUGUACGGACAGGAAGUGAUGCGCGGCCUGCUUUUGGAUCCUGCGCAAGUUCUGGAUGAUGUCCAAGUGGUGACCUUGACCUUGCAAACUCUCAAGGACAAAUAUAUCCACCACAGGAUGCUGCUGGAACAGGAGGACGGAGGUUUGCACCGCUGGGAGUUUCCAUCUCAUCUGGUCUUCUCUCGUUUGGAUGACUUCCUGAUUCGCCUGCAAAGCAUCCAGGACGUGUUCCGCGUGCGCCUUCAGAUCCAGCUGGAGCAGGUUGUGGUGGCCGGCGGUCGCGGGCGGAUAUGGACUGCCGCCGUGCAAGGCGUGUGCCGAGACUUCCUGCGCCAGCUGCAAGUCCUGGCCGACUGCAAGAGCGACGCCACCGAGCCCGCCGAUGAGAGCUUUGCGCAGCAGGCCGCUUCCUUCCAGGAGCACGUGUCCCACCUGGAGGCUCGCUUGGUGUCCAUUUUGCGAGGGGCGCUUAACGAAUGCCCGCUGCCGUCCGCCGCCGUCAAGGUUAUCACCAUAUUUGGGCCGCUGCUGCAGCGCCCCGCCAUCCGGAACCAGCUGCGCCCUCAGCUCUCCAAGCUGGUGGACAUGGUCCUGCGGGAACUGGACAGGGCGCAGGCGCUGGUUAAGAUUAAGGGCAAGAAAGCGGUCUCGUCCAAAUUCAGCACGUCGCCGGCCGUCACCCUCAGAUGGACCAAGCAAGUCAUGCUCAGGGCCAACAAUGUUCUGCAAAACUUCCAGGCAGUCCAACAUCUGUGUGUGGAGUCAUGCGAGACGGUGCGUCACAAGUUCCAGAAGAUCGCCGACCUGCUGCUGGACAUCCGAAGCUCCGUGCGUCAGGCGUGGAGCCGCCAGCUGGACCAAGACGCCGCUGCCGUCCUCAAGCUUUCGCUGAUCCAGGAGGAGGAGCAGCAGCAGCAGCUCGCCGUUUUGGGAAUCCCCUGCGGACAAAAGCUGGAGGGGCUGCUGAGGGACAUCAAAGAGGCUCGUUGGGAGAAGGAUCUGGAGCUCCGUCCCGAGACUGCUGAAAUUUUGCAGAGCAGACGAGACAUCGCCAAAAGUUAUCUGAGUCUUACCAACAUCGUGUCCUCCUACAACCAGGUGGUGGAGGAGGCUCUGCCUGUGGAGCUUCCUCUAAUCCGGGAUGGGCUGGAGGAGCAGAGGCGGAGUCUGUUGGAGCUACAACAUAGCACCUGGACCAGUAAAGGUGUCCACGAAUUGAUGGAGCAGAAGAGGCAGAGCUUGGCGGUCUUCUUUGCCUCCGUGAACGAAGCGCGAGCCAACAUGGCCGCCUUGGUGACCAUCAUGGAGGGCUGGGCGGCACUUCCCCUGCUCAGUCGCUCAGGAGACUUCCUGGAGCGGGGCGUAGCUACGGAACAGAGCUACGCGCGUGUGCGGGAGGACGGCGAGGAGGUCAUUCGUCUGAUCAAGGAGAGCUCGGUCCGGUACGGCGUGAAGGACGAAUCGUCGCCCGAGUGGAUGGCCUACCUGGAGCACGCGGACCAGGUGGUGCAGGACGGCGUCCUGCAGAUGCUGCUAUGCUCGCUCAACUUCCUGUCGCAGAACACAUCGCCCUCGAGUUCCGGGGGCGCCUUGCUGCAGGUGUCGCUGCAGCUGCAGCCAACAGGAAGCGUCUUCGAUCCGUCCCUGACCUCUGACCUGACCGAGGUCCUCAAGUCCUUCAUCUCUGAUGUCCUCGCGGCCGCCGCUCUGCCACCCCGGCUCGCCGGCGCUCACCGAGGCAACUAUCAGGAGGCGCUGCGGGACAACGCCGAGCUAGCCGAGCUGGAAAAGGAAGUGAUGCAGCACUUGCAGGAGGUCAACCAGGAGGCAGAACGCCUGAGGGCCAAACUGGACCGCUUCUCGCCGCUGUGGCUGAGUCCCAAACGCAGUGUCAUGCAAGAAUUCCUCACGUACGGCAGGAGGCUGGACAAGCGCGAAGAGGAGGUGGACAAGGUCCCGCCCACGCUGGCCGACUUCCAACGAGAGAUCAACAACCUACAGAAGCAGCUCUCGGAGAUGAACGCGCUGGAGGACUACGACCUGGUCCACGGCUGGCUGCAGGUCGACCUCCAACCUUUUAAAGACGGCCUUCGCCUCUUCAUCAACAACUGGAUCAGCUUGUACACGCAGCACCUCCUCAAGCUGGUCCGUCACAGCAUGUCCCGGCGCAACGACGAUGACGAUGAAGAAGGCGGCGACAAGUCUGCGGGGCGCAACUUCCCCCUGACGGAAACCAUCAUGCUCCUGGAGACGGUCAACGUGGAAGUACCCGAAAUCAUCACGCUGCUGCAGACGGGCGGCCAUCUGGUGGCGGAAACCGACACGGAAGAGGCACAAAGAAGAUGAGGACGCGGUCCGGAAGGAGCGCCAGUGUCUAGUGGCGGUACGCGCCGAAGGCCAGCAGGCUGAGGAAGACGGUGAGGCCCAGCAGCAAGGCGGACGCCGGCGCCGUGAACAGGUGGCGGUACUGGAUCUGGCAAUACCACAGCACGGCCAGCGCCAGCCCCAGCAGCGGCACCAUCAGGCCGCCGGCAUUCAGUGUUGCCCGGACCCGCGCAAUACCCGUCCCUACUGCCCCCUCGGGCGGAACCGGCACCGCUGCCGUGCGCUGCGAGGAGACAUGACAGUGCAGCACGCAGUUGUGCGCCAGGUGGAGCGUCUCCAGCGUGGCACCGUCGUCCUGCAGCAGCUGACCUUGGUAGAUGAGACGUACGUGUCGCUCCUGGCCCGCAAAGUAGGUCCUGCCGAUGAAAAAGGCGAAGGGUGCGACGUGAGAGUGAUUGAGACUGUCGCACUCGCAGCCCAGAGCAUGAAAGACAAAAAAGCUGCGCGGGACUCUUCAGGAAAGCACUUUAUUUCUUGACCUUUUGAAGUUCCACUUCAUAAUACACUGCUAUUUUGAAUUAAAAACUUGGUGGUGGCCACGAGCAAUAUCCAUGAAAGACAUAAAUUGAGGCAGAUGCCAAAUGGAGUCGGCUAGCGAGCGAGCAAGUUACCUCUUGAUGUAGCCGAUGGUGUCCUGGGGCUUGACGUGCGCCGUUCUCUCCGUGUCGUUAAGGAACUUGAGUCUGAGUACCAUGUUCCUCUGGAAGUCGCCGUCAGGCGCCGGCCCUUCCGUGGUGGAGGCGGGGGGCUGGUCUGGAGGAGAGGCAGCCCGAGGAGAGGCGGGGUGGAGCGGGGGCGGUGGCUCCGAGGUGCGGGUGGAGGCCCAGGCCAGCAGCAGCACGGCCGCCGCCGUCAGCGCAACCAGCAGGAGCGUCACCUCAUCGCCCACGCCCUCGAUCAAAACCAUCGCCGCCCAGCAGCCGAUUGCACGGCACCUGAAGGGUAGGGGGCGCAUAUGUUUGAUUUUCCGACCCUACUUGGCGUUAUGAUACACUCUUGCUCCAUUGCCCAUCUUGGCUGCCCCCCCCCCCCAUUUGCAAAUGUCAUUGCUUCUCAUAACUUUUAUUUCUCUGAAAUUUUUAGCUUCAAGUGCAACGCAGUCCCCUGCCCAUCAACUGCUUAUUUGCAUUUUUCAGAAUGUUCUUUUCAUUUGCCCAUAAAUUGUUGAGCCACUUC
Syngnathus acus (greater pipefish) is the source of this 4436-nucleotide messenger RNA. RefSeq names its product dynein heavy chain 17, axonemal-like. The transcript has 18 exons. The record is from RefSeq and is a predicted model, not a curated record. Lineage: Eukaryota; Metazoa; Chordata; Actinopteri; Syngnathiformes; Syngnathidae. The coding region runs from base 204 to 3221 and encodes 1005 amino acids.